AUGGACCCUAAAGAAUACCUUGACGAGGGUAAGUAUUUCGAAAUUCCUACUCAAUAUUACGUACUAAUGCCAGACUUUGACCCGUCGUCGUUGAAAGUGGCCCAAUUGCGUGGCAUUUUGUUUGACAAUGAAGUGGAGUUUCCCUCUAAUGCCAAAAAGAAAGAAUUAGUCCACCUUUUCCACGAAAAUAUCGGUGGCGGUGCCGUCAAACCCAAGAAAAAGUCCAAGGCUCGCGAUCUUGUGAUUUUGGACGCUCCACCGUUGAAAUCCAUUGAAAUAGAGGAUGAAAAUGAAGAUAUGACUACUUCCCCAGAAACAGCGGCAAACACUUCGAUUUCGGAGUCUGCCAAGGGAAAGAAGAGAAAAUCCAUGUACUCCGGACUGGAACUCAAGUUCUCCGACUCUCCUACUAAGGGAAACGUGUUUGAGAUCGACACAGACUCGGAGUCGGAGAUUCUUUCGCCCAAGAAGAGAUCUAAGACGAGUAGGGCGUCUACGCCGCAAACGGAGACCAAGAAGAAGGCAAAGUCGCCAAGAGUGAAAUCCCCAAUAGUCAAAUCACCUGAAGAGACUCCAUCGAAGGUUGUUCCACCCAAAGUGAACUCUUCAAACAGAAGUAGAGCUUCAACACCAUCCAAAUCCUCUAAAGCUAUUGUGACACCAUCCAAGGCUGCGAAAUCUGCUGUGACCCCAGUGAAAUCAGCUCUGGCGAAGUCAACUGCAUCGCCAUCGGGAACUGUGAAAUUGGAACCUGGUUCUGGUUCCGAGCACGAACACUUGUCUGAGUCAACCACAGGGACUCCCGUUGCAAGCACCCGCAAGUCUCCACAAACUGUGAAACCAAAGACCGAGUCUCCGAAAAUCGUUUCUAGGUCUCCUGUUUCUUGGUCCGCGAAAGAUGUCUAUCUGGCACACUCACUGCCAUCCUUUCAGACUGCUACUCAACUUUCAGAUGUUUCCGAUAAUGCUACCGGCUUUGAUCUGGCACUCAAGAAGUUGAAACAAGAAGACGAACACUUCAACGACACCGUGGCCCUGCUCAGCAACAUCUCCAGAGACACUUCUAGACACGAUCAUUCCCGAAAGGAUACUACUGAUGCUGAUUUAGCGAAGCUUCUUGGUGUGGACCUUCAUAGUGUCAAACCAAAGCCCAAGGGAAGAAGAGUCAUCAGUCCAAGAAACCCAAUAAUUAUUCAGAAGAAGCGUUUGGCUUAUUCUGAGACUUUAAGCGGGAACGAGGAGGAGAAGGAAAACGUUGUAAGUGAUGAGGAUGUCACUGACGAAGAGAGUGAAGAUGAGAAUGAGCAGAGCGAAACAGAAAGUGAACUGAGAGACGAACAUGAGGAGAGGAAAUCAGAAAGUGAAGGAGAGGACGAACAUGAAGAAAGUGAUACCGACGACCUCAAUGACACCGAUAGAAAGAAAAGUCAGAUCAAUGGCGAAAAAACCAAGUCAAAAACACAAUCCAGAUCAAAGGUACUGGGAACGCAUUCGACCAAAUCAUCGUUUCGCAAGUCCUUCUUUUGGUUUUUCCUCUCCUUGCUCUCGUGGACACUUUUGGCUGCCUUUACCCUCUUUGCAUACUGGUACCGUGAGCAAACAUUUUUAGUUGGUUAUUGUGGCCAGGAGAUUUACACUACAACUAUUCCAGAUACUCCAGAUACCCCAGGUUUCCUAGUCGAGGCAGGUGCAUACUUGGACGAACACUUCAGACCACAAUGUGUGGACUGUCCUCAACAUGCUCGGUGCUUCCCAAAUCUAGAGAUGGGAUGUUACGAUGACUUUGUAGAGUUCGCCCCAUGGUACUUCCCAUACAUGCCAGUUGUGGACCCAACAUUGAAGAAGUGUAUUCCUGACACCAAGAGAGCAGAAAAGAUUGAGAUCAUGAUUGAUGUUGCUCUUGACCUAUUAAGAGCUAGAAAUGCUCACAAGAACUGUGGAAGAUUGCCGGAGGAUGAUGUUUCCGCGGGCAUUGAGAUGAAUGACUUACAUGACCUCUUGUUGGCCAUGAAGGCACCAUACAUCACCUUAGAAGAGUUUGAGGAGUUGUGGAGGCGUUCGGUGGUGGAGUUGGAGAAGGAGCCCGAAAUAAUUGUAAGGCAAGUUACCCGUUUUUUACAAAUUUAUCAACCAAUUACUAACAAAGAACAGGUCGGAAUCGUUGAUCACGUUGGUUCCACAAUUGACACUAACAACACUGUUACAGAGACGGAAACCACGCACAAAGUUUUUCGAUCAACGUCCUUAUCGCACGUUAGCUUGAAGUGUCAAUUGUCAAACACAAUGGUCUCACUCGUAUUGAAGUUUAGAUUGACUCUUGCUAUCUUUUUGCUUGGUGUAGUGACCUUACUCGUUGCAAAAGUUAAGUAUGACAGGUACAAAUUGCACCAUCAACAACUUGACACUCUCUACAGGGAGGUGUUGAGCAAACUUCAAAGACAGGCCCGGUUGGCACGAGAGUCCAGUGAGCUUCCUGGUUACAUUGGGUCCAUCCAGCUUCGAGAUCUUAUACUUAGCGACGAGACCAAUCUUGCACGCAAGAUGAGACUCUGGGAAGCCGUUAGUCGCAAAGUGGACCGCAACACUAAUGUCUCGCACCAAUUAAUAGAGAUCCACGGCGAGGUGAUGAAGGUUUGGGAAUGGAUCUCGAUUAUUGAGUGA
Messenger RNA from Sungouiella intermedia, 2661 nucleotides. NCBI's taxonomy places the organism in Eukaryota, Fungi, Ascomycota, Pichiomycetes, Serinales, Metschnikowiaceae. The record is from the annotation of a GenBank genome assembly.